Bombus pascuorum is the source of this 741-nucleotide messenger RNA. RefSeq lists its product as uncharacterized. Gene Ontology annotation, molecular function: cysteine-type deubiquitinase activity. Bases 1 to 735 code for a protein of 244 amino acids. NCBI's taxonomy places the organism in Eukaryota, Metazoa, Arthropoda, Insecta, Hymenoptera, Apidae. The transcript has 4 exons. The record is from RefSeq and is a predicted model, not a curated record. Gene Ontology annotation, biological process: protein deubiquitination.
AUGAAGCUAUUGGAGAAAAAGCAUCAACACAAACAGCCAUCGAUUAUCUGUUUGCACGUUUUAUUAAUAGACAAGUGCGUACAUCGCUCGUCGCUGCUUAAGAAUGCGAAAAGAUAUAAUCGAUUCGGACACGAACAGCACCUGGACCGCGGAGACUUCUACAUCCACGCUUCCGGUAUUCGACAAACGUACUCCGUUUGGAACCGACAAACUAAUUGGAUCCCCUGUGAACAAUUUUGUUCACAUACACGCGUUAAAAGAGAUAAAAACAGGCGUUCUAUCUUUUUUAAAAGAGAUACGGCUCGUUUAAGGUGCGCUGAAGGCACGUUUCGCGUGCAAAACAUUUACGGCGAUGGUAAUUGCAUGUUUCGAGCGAUUAGCUACAUUUUAUGGCAAAACGAGGACGAACAUCGGUAUCUGCGAUCAAUGGUUGUGCAACACAUCAAGGAAAAUUGGCACGAGUACGGACCUUUCGUGAUAGCCGAAUGGAACAUAUCGGAUCGGCAAACUUAUGAAAAUUAUAUGGACAUGGUGGGCACGUUCGCCAGUGAACUCGAAUGCACAGUCGCCACCAAGAUGUAUAACAUGAAUCUGUCGAUCUAUCGCGAGAUCAAAGACAGACCCGAACUUAAACGAGUAUUUCACAAUCAUGUGAGCUCGCAAUACGCUACAGCUAGACUGUUAUUCACCGGUAAUUCGGACAGCGGUCAUUACGACGUGCUAGUUCCUGAUUGACGAACG